AUGCAUAUAUUUCAGGACCAGGCCGAAGUCGCGGACGCACUGGCGAGUUUGACGAUGAAGGCUGCCGAGCAGGCGAUCGAGGAGCGGGGCUCCUUCACCGUCGCGCUCGCGGGUGGCUCAUUAAUCAAACUACUUGGUGGGCUGAAGGGAAAAAAUGGAAUAGACUGGGAUAACUGGCACGUCUUCUGGGUCGAUGAAAGAUGCGUUCCUCACGAUGACCCCGAAAGCAACUACGGCGGGGCCCUGCAAGCACUGCUUUCGGACGUACCGAUCCCUGCGUCGCAGCUGUAUGCCAUCAAGGAGAGCCUGUGUCAGAAGAACGAGGGUGCGGCGCAGCCCUGCGCUGCGGAAUAUGAUGCAAGACUGAAAGGAUUGUCGCGCAGUAUCCUACCAACGAAAGACGGCUUGCCCAUUUUCGAUCUCUUACUGCUCGGGUUUGGACCCGACGGACACAUCUGCUCACUUUUUCCAGAGCACCCACUUCUGAAGGUCACACAGCCCUGGAUAUUGCCCAUUUCUGACUCGCCAAAACCACCACCCGAACGAAUAACAUUUUCGAUGCCUGUCGUAAACGCUGCAAAGAAGAAAUGUUUCACCGCCAUAGGGGAAGGCAAGGCUGAGAUGGCAGCGACAAUCAUAAAAAGUGCUGGCGACGACCCAAAGAUUCCGGCUUCCUAUGUGAAGGGUGAUGUCGCAUGGUUGAUGGAUGCUGCGGGGGCAUCUCUUCUGUGA
Messenger RNA from Micromonas commoda, 732 nucleotides. RefSeq lists its product with no specific name. The transcript has a single exon. Bases 1 to 732 code for a protein of 243 amino acids. Gene Ontology annotation, biological process: carbohydrate metabolic process; pentose-phosphate shunt. Lineage: Eukaryota; Viridiplantae; Chlorophyta; Mamiellophyceae; Mamiellales; Mamiellaceae. Gene Ontology annotation, molecular function: 6-phosphogluconolactonase activity. The record is from RefSeq and is a predicted model, not a curated record.